AAUCCGGGUAUCAAAAAAAGUUUUACCGAUCCGAUGAAUGAUGAAUCCCCACAGGUAACGCUCCCAGACUCCCCCAAAAACCUCCCCUUCGUGCUCGCCGGUAAUCGACGAUCACCGUCGCCGAAGCCUCCGACUGAUAACCCUCACGUCUCCGACCAAAAGAUUAAAGAAAAAAAUGGAUGAAGAAUUGUUGGAAUUGCAGCGACAGUUCGAGUUCGCUCAACAAGCCAAGUCCAGCAUCCGCCUGUCCGAUCGAAACGUCGUCGAAUUGGUCCAGAAGCUCCACGACCUCCGCAUCAUCGACUUCGACCUCCUCCACACCGUCUCCGGCAAAGAAUACAUCACUCCCGAGCAAUUGAGUCUUGAAAUUGUCGCGGAGAUCGAGAAAUUAGGGCGCGUUUCGCUUAUCGAUCUUGCUGACGCAACCGGCGUAGAUUUGUACCACGUAGAGAAACAGACUCAACGUAUAGUAUCCAAUGACGCGUCGCUUACGUUGAUUAACGGCGAAGUGAUAUCAACGUCUUAUUGGGACACGGUGGCAGAGGAAAUCAACGACAGGCUUCAGGAAUGCAGUCAAAUUGCGCUGGCUGAAAUCGCGGCGCAACUUCAAGUCGGUUCCGAGUUGAUUGCAACCGUGUUAGAGCCGCGACUCGGGACUUUGGUGAAAGGUAGGCUGGAAGGUGGGCAAUUGUAUACUCCUGCUUAUGUUUCGCGUGUUAAUGCAAUGGUUUGUGGGGCUUCAAGGGGUAUUACUGUCCCGACCAAUUUGUCAGCAGUGUGGAGCUCGUUGCAGAUGUUGUUACAAGAAAUGGAUGGAGCCAGUGGCGUGGCUGUUGAAAGUUCGUUCUUUCAAACAUUGUUCAACGGUUUGGUGAAGGACGGCGAGAUUCUUGGAUCACUUCGUGCAGGAGUUCACUGGACGCCUGCAGUCUUUGCGAUUGCUCAAAAGGAAUCUGUAGAUUCUUUCUUUUCACAGAAUUCUUUUGUUAGCUAUGAAUUUCUGCACAAACUUGGAAUACCCCAGCCCAUUCAAUACCUGCAGUCCAGAUACCCUGAAGGUAUUCCACUAGAAUCUAUAUUUGUUCAUCCAUCAAUGAUUGAGAUGUUGGAUGCGGCUGCCGAGGAUGCCAUAGAACGCAAUAGCUGGAUUGAUUCCCUUUCAGUUUUACCAGCAUCCUUUGCAUCCCAAGAUGCAUCUAGGAUUCUGUCCCUUUGUCGAUCAGUUCAGGUGGCCGUGAAGUCUAAUAAAGCACUCAUCUUGGGAGAAUCAUAUGUUUUCGGCAUGGGAUUUGUCAAGGAUUUGUUUGAUCGCAUGGAGAAGGAGACAGAAAUCUGCAAUAUUUCUGGGUUUUCUGGUAUUGUGCGUGAUGAUCUACAUGCAGCUGAAGAAGCUAAAACUGGAAAGGAAACGAGUAGCACCCUAGCUGAGUCCAAUGAAAUUGUUAAUGUCAGUAGUACUAAUAAACAAGGUUUUGAGAAGGGUUCAAAAAAGAGAAAGGGAAAAUCAGCAGGUAAGACAGGGCCUGCUGAAACUGGUCCAGAUACCCAAGAGCCCACCAUCCCUUCUAAAUCUAAAAAGAAUCAGAGAAAAGGAAAGGAUACUGCUGCUUUUCAAGUGUCGGAUGCAAAGUCAGGUGUCAAGAAAGAAUCGGAUAGGACGAAGGAGGACAACCUUUUUGUCUCAGAAGAAUGGCUAAUUGAGAAGAUCAUGUCACUAUUCCCUGAAUUUGAUGAACAAGGUAUGGAUGAUCCUGAGACAAUUCUUAGACCUCUGGCGAAUCAUGUGAGACCAAUGCUGCUAAAUUCAUGGAAGGAAAGAAGAAAGGUGGCAUUCACUGAUAAUGCACAGAGAAUGAAGCGAGUACUUGAUAAUUUACAAAGAAAAAUCGAUGAGUCUUUCUUGAAUAUGCAGCUAUAUGAAAAAGCACUAGAUCUGUUUGAAGAUGACCAAUCAACCUCAGUUAUACUGCACAGACAUUUGUUGAGAACCACAGCUACCUCUAUUGCGGACACAGUAUUACUUAACCUGGACAUACAUGACAAGAUAAAGAAUGGAAUUGAAGUUGAAGAAUCUCAAAAUCCAGAAUCCAAAUCACUAAGUUCUGGAGAGAGAAUAGCUUUUGCAAAGAGCUUACCAGGACUUCUUUCAGUUAAGGCUGUUGCACUUGUUGAAUCUUUGGAAGGGAAGAGUGUGGAAUCAUUUGUGACUGCAUUCAGAGCAAUGGCAGAGGAGAGUGGGUUAACUUUGAAAAAGCUUGAUAAGAAAUUAGAAAGAACGCUUCUGCACUCUUAUCGUAAGGACUUGAUUUCCCAAGUUUCUGCUGAAGUUGACCCAGUUCCACUUCUGCCAAAAGUUGUAUCCCUACUGUACAUACAGGUUCAUAAUAAAGCUCUUCAAGCCCCAGGGAGGGCCAUUUCUGUUGCUGUUUCUCGAUUGAAGGAGAAAUUAGAUGAUUCGGCGUACAAGAUCCUAAUGGAUUAUCAUACUGCAACUGUGGCCCUUUUAGCACUCAUGUCUGCUGCAACUGGUGAUGAUGAGGACUGUACAUCUGAUAGAGUUUUGACGAAAAAGGAGCUGCUGGAAGGUCUAAUGCCAGAGCUUAAAGGCUUGGUCAUGAGCUCCUCGCAAUCUUAAAUUCAAGCUUAGAUUUGGCAUUCCCAAAAUUUCGUUUUGAGAGCAGAAUAACUCUUCAACCUUACCCCUGUUUGGUAUACCUUUCAUUUAAGCUGUAGAUUCUUUCCACCCCACUCUGAUGAUCCAAUUCCUUUAGGCCCUUACUCGACCUGAUAAUUGUAGUUCCAUGCUGUCAGAAAAAAUGGAUAGUCUACAUUCAAAAUCAACUAGUCCUCAUUUUUUUUUUUUAAAAGAAGCAUGUUUUGAAAUUACAUGAAUACUAUUAUCAGAUCUUUAGUUUUUUCCAUGAAUAAUCCACAUGAGUGUUAAAAAUGGAUGGAUCAGAUCAUCGAAGUGAAGUGAAGUCAGUAGACGGCCAAUGGGUCAACAAUCCAGCGCUCUAUAAGAGGUGGAGAGAAGCUGAACUAUAUACUAUUUUUCUGGUUCCUUCCCGAUGAAAGUUUGUAGAAAACAGAAGAUAGGUGACUCUUGCAGAUCCCUGGAACAAAUUGUAAUGGCCUACAUCUCAGGACACUGGCAACUUGCACAUGAAAAUAUGGCCUCUGCGCGAGAAGUGAUUCUCGAAUGCUACUGAUUCUUCGGUAUGGUUACUGCCAGUAACUUACUGGUCAACUAGCAGUAUGUAGUACCUUUUAUGCUGAUUACAUUUCCUUUGAUGGUUGGAUAUGUUUGUUGCCGUUCUUAAUACUUGUAUGACAUGCAAGAACUGACUGAAGAUUAAACGAACAAAGGUUGUGUAACGUUCAAGCCAUAAUGAAGGCUCUCAUUUGAAAUUUCCUGUUUUAUGGUAGCACAAAUCAAUCAAUCAUA
Rhododendron vialii is the source of this 3445-nucleotide messenger RNA. RefSeq names its product E3 UFM1-protein ligase 1 homolog. The transcript has 20 exons. The record is from RefSeq and is a predicted model, not a curated record. Bases 176 to 2635 code for a protein of 819 amino acids. Lineage: Eukaryota; Viridiplantae; Streptophyta; Magnoliopsida; Ericales; Ericaceae. Gene Ontology annotation, molecular function: UFM1 ligase activity. Gene Ontology annotation, biological process: regulation of proteasomal ubiquitin-dependent protein catabolic process; response to endoplasmic reticulum stress; protein K69-linked ufmylation. Gene Ontology annotation, cellular component: endoplasmic reticulum membrane.